AUGCGAUCCCGCAGCAACAGUCUGGAGGACAUAACCAAGGCCAAGCUAGUGCAGGCGGACACGCGCAAGCGAUCUGCCGAACGCGAGGCGCCCUCGGGACGGGCCGAGCGCCGCAGCCGGUACCGCGAGCCGCCGGAUGACACCGGCACCAUCCAGCGGAACCACAAGACAACAAAGAACAGUACCUGCUCCGGCGGGAGCGGCAGCAGCAGCAGCAGCGGUGCCACGAAGGCCGGUCGCAGGGAGAAGGGCAGGGACCUCUCCCGGGAUGACCUGGUCUUUCUGCUGAGCCUGCUGGAGGGAGAGCUACAGGCCAGAGACGAGGUGAUCACAGUCCUGAAGGCGGAGAAAAUCGACCUGGCGCUGCUAGAGGCCAAAUAUGGAUUUGUCACACCGCAGAAGGUCCUGCAGGCUCUGCAGAGAGACGCCAUCCAGGGCAAGGCAGACGACUUCCAGGAGGACAUUUACGAGAGGCCCAUGGUUGAGCUGGAUAAGCUGGUGGAGAAGCAGAGGGAGACGCACCGGCGGAUGCUGGAGCAGCUGCUGAUGGUGGAGCAGUCGCACAAACAGGCCCUGUACAAGCUGGACGACGAGAAGAGGAACCACGGCGAGUUCAUGAAGAAGAGCGACGAGUUCACCAACCUGCUGGAGCAGGAGCGGGAGAGGUCGGUUUACUAA
Molecule: messenger RNA, 678 nt
Organism: Limanda limanda (common dab)
Lineage: Eukaryota; Metazoa; Chordata; Actinopteri; Pleuronectiformes; Pleuronectidae
Product: filamin A-interacting protein 1-like
Exons: 3
Coding region: 1-678 (225 amino acids)
Source: RefSeq, a predicted model, not a curated record